UCAUAAUACGCGGAAAUGGCGGGAAGGACAGAACUCAGCCUCGUGAUCUUUGCCUCUUUUUUUCAAUUUUCUCUCUCCCAAGACCUCAAUGUGACCUGCGGCGACUGUGAUAAGUCGGUGUGCCCCAGUGUGGACUCUUGCCCCAGUGGUGUUGUGUCUGACCCCUGUGGCUGCUGUGAUGUCUGUGCGCGCGUCCUGGGGGAGCUGUGUGACCUUGAGGGCGGGUCACACCAAUUUGGCACCUGUGGGGAGUACCUGACCUGUGCCGCGCGGUCAGACUUGCAGGACUCCCAGGAAAGUACAUGUCAGUGCCAGGAGCAGAUGCCGGUGUGUGGCACUGAUAAGGUCACCUAUCCGACCUUGUGUGACCUCCUGGCGAAGGUCAAAGACAACCCUGAGCUGGAGGUGGCGGUGCGUGGCCCUUGUCUGGCAGCCCCCACUAUAAGGUCACGCCCUGAGGACAAGCAGCGCCCCCUGGGAAGCAUUCUAGUGUUGGACUGCGAGGCCCUUGGGCACCCCACCCCUUCCAUCUCUUGGCGCCUUUCAAAGAUUGACGGCACAUCUACUGAACUGCCUGGCGACGACCCAGCCUUUGCAGUUCAGGUGCGCGGCGGCCCUGAGUCUCACAUGAUCACUGGAUGGGUGCAAAUUAUGAAGAUUACAGAAGAAAAUUUAGGCGUUUACUCUUGUGUGGCUACUAAUAGCGAAGGAGAGGCACAGGCGUCCGCUACAGUGUCCCAGCUGAAGGAAGAUGUCAGUGGCCACGAGAAUGCGGUUUAAAAUUCUAUCUCAUUCUCUUUAACACUCAACCUUAUUGCUACUACCACUGCCAUGACCUCUCUCUCUCUCUCUCUCUCUCUCUCUCUCUCUCUCUCUCUCUCUCUCUCUCUCUCUCUCUCUCUCUCUCUCUCUAUCUAUCUAUCUAUCUAUCUAUCUAUCUCGCCUUUUCCCAUAACAUCAAUAUUUUAAAGAAGAAAGAAGAAGAAAAAGAAGAAGAAGAAGAAGAUCAUAAGUAGUGUCACCCAAUUAUUAUUUUUUAUAGAUUCAAAUUAUUGACAUGUUUUUUUUUUUUUUAUAUAUAUAUUUUGUUUUGUUUAUUUUUCCAGAGUACAAUAGUUUCCGCUGCAAGGUACGAACCAUAAAUGCACCCCGAGUCACUAGGCUACGUAGACUAUAGGUAGAAUAAAAAUAUAUUUACACUGGUAUAUUUUCCAUGCUUGAUUUUUUAUAUAAACUGAACGCAAACAGUACGUGAACUAAUUAUCGUACACUUUUUUAGACAUUACCGUACGCUAGGUAUCGUACUCAGCAAGAGGAGCGCGAGAGUUGCACGAUGUAUGAUGAAACUCCAUGGUAAUUAUUAUGCAUUAUUAUGUAUUUCAAAAUGUAUAAUAGGAACUGAGUGGUAAAAUUUUGCUUCAUUAUCGAACAUAUGAUAUCGUAUGCAGUAAUUUGAACUAGAGCUAUAUGUUAGAGAACUGAACGAUGUAUUAUGAAGCGGUAUUGGAAUUACUAUGUACUGUUGACGCGUUUUAGAAUGUAUUAGAAUUUUGUUUAAUCAUCGUACAGCCAGCAACCUGAACGUCAUAUUAGAGAGCUGAACGAUACCUUAGAAACCCCCAUUGGAAUUACUACGCAAUGUUGACCUUUUUCAAAAUGUAUCAAAAUUUUGCGUUAAGCUUCGGACAAAAAGUGAAAAAUGACCUUAAAUGAACAAAAUACGGUACUUGUUCACUAACUGUCUGCGUAAAGUGAAUUUUUAUAAGUAUUUGAUGUAUUGUUAUGUUAAGUGUUGCUGCUGCUGCUGAAUUACGAAUAAAUAAAGUGUUGUGUUGC
Scylla paramamosain (green mud crab) is the source of this 1836-nucleotide messenger RNA. Its product is annotated as insulin-like growth factor-binding protein-related protein 1. Gene Ontology annotation, molecular function: insulin-like growth factor binding. Gene Ontology annotation, biological process: regulation of cell growth; regulation of signal transduction. Gene Ontology annotation, cellular component: extracellular region. The record is from RefSeq and is a predicted model, not a curated record. Lineage: Eukaryota; Metazoa; Arthropoda; Malacostraca; Decapoda; Portunidae.